This is a messenger RNA of Eublepharis macularius, 1356 nucleotides long. RefSeq names its product apolipoprotein O like (gene APOOL). The record is from RefSeq and is a predicted model, not a curated record. The coding region runs from base 164 to 1015 and encodes 283 amino acids. Gene Ontology annotation, biological process: cristae formation. Gene Ontology annotation, cellular component: MICOS complex. NCBI's taxonomy places the organism in Eukaryota, Metazoa, Chordata, Lepidosauria, Squamata, Eublepharidae. The transcript has 10 exons.
UCGAUUUCUUCCGAGGCGGCGGCGGCGGUGGCGGCGCCAAGAUGGCGGCCAAGGCUCCUGUAUAACUUCAUAUCUCCUUGUCUUCCAUGAUUUUAAAACAUCGGUAACCUUUUUCAUCUUCACUGCUUUGUCUGUCUGCUCCUUAAUUUAUUCCUAAAAAACAAUGGCAAAAUGGGCAGCCGUCCCUGCCGCUUUGGCAUGUGCGUCUAUUAAUGUGUAUGCUGCAGCGGAAGAGGAACCAACAUCCCAGCUGGUUAAAACACACCAGCUUUCUAUUUAUAAUGCACCACCUCUGAAAUCAAGGUACAUUGAUGAAAAGCCUGGCCGCUUGCAAACUGGCAUUUCUUCAGUAAGAAAGAAAACUGGUUACUACAUUGAUGGAAGCAAGAAUGCUUAUUUCUUCAUAAAAAAUGGAAUACUAUCUUCUGUGCAGUUUGGAAAAGAUAUAUAUGUUUACCUGAAGAACCCCCCUCCAGAAUUCCUUCCAAAAGUUGGUGCAAUUACAAUUUCAGGACUAACUGGGCUAGUCCUAGCAAGGAAAGGGUCCAGAUUUAGGAAAAUUGCCUAUCCUUUGGGACUCUGCACGCUGUGCAUAUCUCUUUGCUACCCAGCUCAGUCAGUAGUUAUUGCAAAGGUGACAGGUAAAAAGAUUUAUUCUGCAAGCCACAAAACCUAUGAAGCAAUAGGAUCACUCUGGACAAAACGGUCCACCACAGAAGGCCCCCUCCAGGAGAAAGCGGCAGGGGAAGCUCCUGCCUCAACAACAGGCAGUAGCAUCUCAGAAGCUCAUACGGCAGCUUCUGAAUCAGAGGACAAACCCAAAGCUCAGGAGACACAAACUCAUACAGGGAACACCGUUUCGGAGCCAAGUUCAGUGCCUUUGAUAGCUGAAGUGAAGGUGCCAAGUGUCAUAUCAGAACCACUGAAGGUGCCAAAGUUUAAACCUGAUCCGAGCCUCAUGGACCAUGGCCAGUCCAGUCCAGAAGAUGUGGAUCUGUAUAGUACUAGAAGCUAACAUACCAGACUGUCCCCUCUUCGGGAUACGAUAACUAUGGGACAUUAAACCGGAAGUGUAAAGUGGUGGUACUGGAUCAAGUAUUUUCUUAACCAUCCCUGUACAGCCAUUGCCGCUUUAUACAUUUUCUACUACUUCUUGCUACCAAAAAUAUUUUCUGAUUUCUAUAAUAUAAGUAGUCUCCUGAUACAGAGAGCAAGGCUGUUUUAUAGUUAUUGGAGUGCUUCAGAGGGGAUUGUUGUCAUGCAGGUAGCUAAUGUAAAUGCAAAUCACUUGAAAAAUAAAUUACUAUGCUGCUUCUGUUCGAAUCCAUGUAGUAAACGAGAAGCAUUUAAAAACUC